AUGUGUAAUAAAGCUAUUAACAGUUAUUUGAAUUUAUUGAGGAUGUUCGAGAAUCGAGCAAAUUAUCUGUUUAAGACUAAUGAGUCAAAAUAUUUUUGUGAAACGGAAAGAGAACCGAAGGGGAAGGCAGAAGAAACACUUGUAAGGAUAAGACAUCAAACUAAAUUCUUCAUGCUGUGCAAUGAUCUGGUUUUUAAAAAGUCAAGACUAAGCAUAAUUGCUUUGAAUAACAUUUGCGAAUACGAGAAACCACGACAGCAAACAAAGAGAGAGAAGUAA
Clunio marinus is the source of this 279-nucleotide messenger RNA. The record is from the annotation of a GenBank genome assembly. NCBI's taxonomy places the organism in Eukaryota, Metazoa, Arthropoda, Insecta, Diptera, Chironomidae.